Schistocerca piceifrons (Central American locust) is the source of this 1446-nucleotide messenger RNA. RefSeq names its product myrosinase 1-like. Gene Ontology annotation, molecular function: beta-glucosidase activity. The record is from RefSeq and is a predicted model, not a curated record. Gene Ontology annotation, biological process: carbohydrate metabolic process. The transcript is spliced from 11 exons. NCBI's taxonomy places the organism in Eukaryota, Metazoa, Arthropoda, Insecta, Orthoptera, Acrididae. Bases 1 to 1446 code for a protein of 481 amino acids.
AUGAUAUUGGCGGUCGUACUGUCUUUGGUGGGCACAGCUGUAACGCAGCAGCCCACCGCAAGCUUUCCUCAGGACUUCAUUUUCGGUGCCGCUACGGCCUCGUAUCAAGUGGAAGGAGCCUGGAACGAGGACGGUAAGGGCGAGAACAUCUGGGAUCGGAUGCUGCACGAACAUCCAGAGUACAGCUCCAACGGCGACAAUGGGGACGUGGCUUGCGAUUCGUACCACAAGUACCAGGAGGACGUGCAGAUGCUGAAGGCGCUCGGGGCGGACGUGUACCGGUUCUCCAUCUCGUGGGCGCGCAUCCUGCCCACCGGGGACCUUGACGUCAUCAACCAGCCGGGCAUCGACUACUACAACAACCUCAUCAACGAGCUGCUCGCGAACGGAAUUCAGCCUAUGGUGACUAUGUACCACUGGGACUUGCCACAAGCUCUGCAGUACAUCGGCGGCUGGCCCAACCCGAUUCUCGCAGAUUACUUCGUCGAGUACGCCCGGCUACUGUUCGACGAAUUUGGAGACAGGGUGCGCUGGUGGAUCACGUUCAACGAGCCGGCCUCGUUCGUCGGCGGCUACUCGUCGGUGGGGGUGGCGGCGCCGUCGCAGAACGCGUCCGGCGUCGGCGACUACCUGGCCGCCCACACCGUGCUCAGGGCGCACGCGGGCGCCUACCGGCUCUACGACGAGCAGUACAGGGCUGCGCAGGACGGCACUGUUGGGAUCACGCUGAACAGUCAGGGCUACGAGGCCGCCACAAACUCUACAGCGGAUGAGGAGGCAGUUGAGAGGAGUCUCCAGUUUCAGCUCGGCCUGUACGCGCACCCCAUCUUCAGCCCGGACGGCGACUACCCGGCUGUGGUGCGCCAGCGGGUGGACGCCAACAGCCGAGCCGAGGGGAGGCCCCACUCACGGCUGCCAACGUUCACACAGGACCAAGUCGACUACAUUAAAGGAACGUCUGACUUCUUCGGAAUAAAUCAUUAUGCCACAAAAUUCGUGAUAUCCGGCGAGGAAGGUGUAUCGCCUUCCAUGACUCGGGAUACGGGGACCGUCCUAGUUGAUACGCAGAACUACCCUACGGGAUUCCGCAACCUUCUGAACUGGAUAGCGGCCGAGUACCCUGGCUACCAGGUCAUGGUCACGGAGAACGGCCUCCGGACUGGUGCAGGGCUCAACGACACGGACCGCAUCGAGUACUACGUGUCUUAUCUUGAUGCUGUCCUACAAGCUGUUAACACUGAUGGUGUUCCAGUGAUUGGAUACGUCGCCUGGAGCCUCAUGGACAAUUUGGAAUGGACUGGCGGAUUCUCUGUGAAGUUCGGGCUGUACGAAGUGGACUUCGACGACCCAGACUUGCCAAGGACACCAAAGGCAUCCGCUGGCGUGAUGGGCGAUAUUUUCAGGACCAAACAGCUACCUACCGACUUCUUGCGAUCUUUUGUGUAA